This is a messenger RNA of Glycine soja, 981 nucleotides long. RefSeq names its product KAT8 regulatory NSL complex subunit 3. The record is from RefSeq and is a predicted model, not a curated record. The transcript is spliced from 6 exons. Bases 77 to 703 code for a protein of 208 amino acids. Lineage: Eukaryota; Viridiplantae; Streptophyta; Magnoliopsida; Fabales; Fabaceae.
AUUAGAAUUUAAUAGUGUGUGCAGCGAAAUUUAGCGGGAUAGGGUUUUGAUUGGGGGGUUUCUCUAUUCCGAAGGCAUGGAUUCGUUACCACCUGCAAAACGGCGUCGUGAGAGCAAAGACGGCGAGACUGAAGCUUCAACGUUGUCACCGGUUGUGAUCUUCGCUCACGGUGCCGGUGCUCCUUCCUCUUCUGAUUGGAUGCAAAGAUGGAAGAACAUGAUAAAGGAGGCACUGCGCGCUGUCGAUGUUGUCACUUUUGACUAUCCUUACAUGUCUGCGAAAAAGAAGGCCCCUCCUAAGGCGGAAAAACUGGUGGAGUUUCACUCAAAUUUUGUCAAGGAAACUGCAACUAAGUACCCUGGUCAUCCCCUGAUACUUGCAGGCAAAUCAAUGGGUUCAAGAGUUGGCUGCAUGGUGGCUAGCAUGAAAGACAUUAAUGUUUCUGCUGUAGUAUGCUUGGGCUACCCAUUAAAGUUGCCAAUAUUGCAGGGAAGCAAUGGUGCAGUUAGAGAUGAAACACUGUUACAGCUAACAGUUCCUACAAUGUUUGUACAGGGCAGCAAGGAUGGUCUCUGUCCACUUGAGAAGUUAGAAACCACUCGGAAGAAGAUGAAAGCACCCAAUGAGCUGCAUGUCAUCGAUGGUGGUGACCACUCUUUCAAGAUUGGUAAGAAGCACCUGCAAGCAAACAAUUCCACCUAAGAUGAAGUUGAAGAUGUUGCUGUGCUGGCUAUUGCUGCUUUCAUUUCCAGGUCUCUUGAAGGAUGAAAAAUGCCCCUGAAUUCUUUAGCGUAUCAAGGUUUGUAUAUAAGAAUUGUUGUAUCUUGCAUGGUGUUAAUCUUGGCCUUGUUGGCAGGCGGUAACUAUACUUUUGGGGAUUUUUAGUGGAAUAGACAUAUAUUAAUUCCUUGCUGACAGAAUUGAUUAACAUAUGGCGAUGACUGUUAGUUUAACUAAAUGCAGUUUUAUAUAUCAGUGUU